CAAAAUUUUAUUAAUUUUUAUCGAAUCAAAGUUUUUUGUACAGUAUCAAAUAGCAGCUCAUCCAGAUCAAAAUCUAGUCACCAAAAAAAUAAAAAUGAAACUAAUUUUCACAAUUUUCAUCGCUUUGAUUGCUAUAAGCUUGAUUGAAGCACAAGAUGCUGAUUCUCCAACACAAAUAUCCAACAACAAUUUAGGAAACGUAGUAAAUGUUGGCGUUGAAGGCAGAGUUAAUGUUCAGAGUGAGACAAAUGUAUUUUUAAUGUCACUCAUUGCUGCAUUGACUAAUCAAAAUGGAAUUAUCGUUGCACCAACAAAUGAAGCCAUUGCAGAGGUUCCAGAAAUUGAACCAGAGGCACAGCAAAUUAAUCCUGAAUUGGUUAACAAAUUUUUAACAAUGCUUGGAAGAUAAAAAAAAUUAGUUUUAAGUGACAUGAUUUGAAAACAUAAGCCACAUGUGCAAUUUUUGGAAAUAAAAAGAUUUUUUAUAUC
Messenger RNA from Chironomus riparius, 489 nucleotides. The record is from the annotation of a GenBank genome assembly. NCBI's taxonomy places the organism in Eukaryota, Metazoa, Arthropoda, Insecta, Diptera, Chironomidae.